AUGUCCGAUCCAAGCUCUAUAAACGGUGGUAUUGUCGUCGCAAUGGCGGGUAAAGACUGUGUGGCCAUUGCCUGCGAUUUGCGUCUCGGGAGCCAGUCGCUGGGUGUGUCGAAUAAGUUUGAGAAGAUCUUCCAUUACGGCCAUGUGUUUUUGGGAAUUACCGGCCUAGCUUCCGACGUAACCACGCUGAACGAAACAUUCCGUUACAAGACCAACCUAUAUAAGCUGAAGGAGGAAAGGGCUAUAGAGCCGGAAACGUUCACGCAAUUGGUGUCUAGUUCGCUUUACGAAAAGAGAUUUGGCCCUUACUUUGUGGGCCCCGUGGUAGCCGGUAUUAAUUCCAAGUCCGGAAAACCCUUCAUUGCCGGGUUCGACCUAAUCGGCUGUAUCGACGAGGCCAAGGACUUCAUCGUCAGCGGUACUGCGUCCGACCAACUGUUUGGUAUGUGUGAGUCCUUGUACGAGCCAAAUCUGGAGUCUGAAGAUCUGUUCGAAACCAUAAGUCAGGCCCUACUAAAUGCUGCCGACCGUGACGCCUUGUCGGGCUGGGGUGCCGUAGUAUACAUCAUUAAGAAAGACCAGGUGGUGAAGAAGUACUUGAGGAUGAGACAGGAUUGA
Saccharomyces eubayanus is the source of this 618-nucleotide messenger RNA. It is a transcript of the gene PUP3, whose product is annotated as proteasome core particle subunit beta 3. Gene Ontology annotation, biological process: proteasome-mediated ubiquitin-dependent protein catabolic process. The transcript has a single exon. NCBI's taxonomy places the organism in Eukaryota, Fungi, Ascomycota, Saccharomycetes, Saccharomycetales, Saccharomycetaceae. Bases 1 to 618 code for a protein of 205 amino acids. The record is from RefSeq and is a predicted model, not a curated record. Gene Ontology annotation, cellular component: proteasome core complex, beta-subunit complex; proteasome core complex.